GAGCUCGAGCGGCACCAGGGAGGGUGACGAGGACAUCUGGUGGCGCGUGCAGCGGCGCGCUAAGAUACCGAAAGUGCGCAUGCGUCUCCCUGCGCGGCCCAGCCCGGCGCAGGCGCAGACGCAAACGAAUGCUUUAGAGCGCACGCGCGGAGCGCAGUGGGGGCUACCGGCUCUGGCCGCCAUGGAGCGAAAAGUUCUGGCGCUGCAGGCCCGGAAGAAACGGACCAAAGCCAAGAAAGACAAGGCCCAGAAAAAGCCUGAAACUCAACAUCGAGGCCCUGCUACUCAUUCAGAGAAUGAUCUCCCUGAACAAGAGGAGGAAAUCCUGGGAUCAGAUGAUGAUGAACAGGAGGAUCCAAAUGAUUACUGUAAAGGUGGUUAUCAUCUUGUGAAAAUCGGAGAUCUAUUCAAUGGGCGAUACCAUGUGAUCCGGAAACUAGGAUGGGGGCACUUUUCCACGGUGUGGCUAUCUUGGGACAUUCAGGGGAAAAGGUUUGUGGCGAUGAAAGUAGUGAAGAGUGCUGAGCACUACACAGAAACAGCACUGGAUGAAAUCAAACUGCUGAAAUCGGUCCGCAACACUGACCCCAACGAUCCAAAUAGAGAGAUGGUAGUUCAGUUAUUAGAUGACUUCAAGAUCUCAGGAGUGAAUGGCUCCCAUAUCUGUAUGGUGUUUGAAGUUCUAGGGCAUCAUCUCCUGAAGUGGAUCAUCAAGUCAAAUUACCAGGGCCUUCCACUUCCCUGUGUCAAAAGAAUCAUCCAACAGGUUCUGCAGGGUCUGGAUUACUUGCACACAAAGUGUCGGAUCAUCCAUACAGAUAUUAAACCUGAGAACAUUCUGCUGUGUGUAAAUGAACAGUACAUCCGCAGGCUGGCUGCAGAAGCAACAGAAUGGCAGAGAUCUGGGGCACCCCCUCCUUCUGGCUCUGCAGUGAGUACUGCGCCCCAGCCCAAACCAGCUGACAAAAUGUCAAAGAAUAAGAAAAAAAAAUUGAAGAAAAAGCAGAAACGGCAGGCGGAACUACUGGAGAAGCGAAUGCAGGAGAUAGAGGAGAUGGAGAAGGAGGCAAGCCCUGUACAAACACAGGCUGAAGAGCAGGAAGAAGCUCGGAACUCUCUUGAGAUGCUCUUGAAAGAGAGCCCACCUGUUGAAGGGGUACAAGGAAAGCUGGAUGAAGUAGCCCAUGUACAAGAGCAAACUAUCCUAAUGGAAGGCAGCAUGGAAAAAUGCAUACCUGAAAUCAACUGCAACGGCGUGGUACAGAUGACUGCCUUCUCAGACUCCAGCAACCAAGGGUCUGGGAGGCUUGUGGAGGACCUUCAUAAUGCCAAUGACUGUGAUGAGCACGCUCUGGCACAGGAAGAGGACGGCUUCCAUAGCUGUAAUUACAGCCAACGUAACGGAGACUCAGAGAACAGGUCACGAGAAGUAAUGUUGGACUCAUGCGUGCCCUUAAUUUCUGAGGUGCUAGAUUCCAUGGUAUAUCAGCCAACUUCAAGUGAAGAGCAAUCGUUCAGUGAGCAGGAAAUCAGCCAGUUGCAAGAGAGUAUACGUGCAGAGAUACCCUCAGAGGAUGAGAAUGAGAAUAAUGGCCCAUCUGAGAACAAAGGAAAAUCCACUGCUGGGAAUUUUCUCCUUAAUCCCCUUGAGGCCAGGAAUGCAGACAAGCUCAAAGUGAAGAUAGCUGACCUAGGAAAUGCCUGCUGGGUGCACAAGCAUUUCACUGAGGACAUUCAGACAAGGCAGUACCGGUCCCUGGAGGUGCUGAUAGGAUCUGGGUAUAACACCCCUGCUGAUAUUUGGAGCACAGCCUGUAUGGCCUUUGAACUAGCCACAGGAGACUACCUGUUUGAGCCCCACUCUGGAGAAGACUAUUCCCGGGAUGAAGACCACAUUGCGCAUAUUGUAGAGCUGCUAGGCAGAAUUCCAAGGCACUUUGCCCUAUGUGGGAAAUAUUCACAGGAGCUCUUCGAUCACAGAGAUCACAUUGCAUUGAUCAUAGAACUUCUGGGGAAAAUACCUCGCAAGCUCAUUGUGGCAGGAAAAUAUUCCAAGGAGUUUUUCACCAAAAAAGGUGAUCUGAAACACAUCACCAAACUGAAGCCCUGGGGCCUUUUUGAAGUUCUGGUGGAGAAAUAUGAGUGGUCCCAAGAUGAGGCAGCUGCAUUCACAGACUUCUUAUUACCUAUGCUGGAGCUGAUUCCAGAGAAACGGGCUACAGCAGCUGAGUGUCUCAGGCACCCCUGGCUUAACUCCUAGGGCUUCAACGCAACACCACAGCCCUACACUCUGGUUUACAGUAUAGCAUACACCCAGCUGUUCCAACUGCCCCUCCCCAGAUCCAUUUUUUUCCUCUUGUUCCUUUUCAGUGUGAAGCUCUUCCUCCAAGGCUUCCGAGAUUUUAGAUAAAUUUAACCUGUUCAGUUGAGUUUGCUUAUUUGAUUAAGCGGAGACUCUUCUCGGCCAGUGGGUGUCCUGUGAGCUUUGCCUUGAUUGGGCUUUGCCAAAGAUUAAUUGACUGACUGGAAUACAAAGUUGCUCCUGAGACUCUUACCUCUUAGUGUAGGCGUGAGAUGAUCGGCAUUAGUAUAUGCUCCCUUAGCUAAAUUACACCCAUGAAGGGGAUAUGAAGAUCUGUGACUCCAUCCUUAGCUCACUGAUGCUGGGAGUCAAUUUUCCACUGCAGGUCGAGUAGCUAGCAGGAGGAUGAGAAAUGGAAGAUUGGUACCUGGGUGAUAACUCCAUGUGGAACAGCUAACUUGAAAUCCUCCACCCAUCCCUAGGUGUCUGUUUCUUGGGUGACUUCUUUCCAGUCAAAUAAUUUCUUUAGUUUUAGCCACUGAAUCCUCUGAAAAGCUGUAUUUAAAAACUAUUUUUAAUACCAUUAUUUUUCCUCAGUGUUCAGAUUAGUUUCUGAAUUCAGUGAAACCUGUUACGCUCCCUCAAAUGCCUGAACCCUUGAACUAAAACGUCACAUGGAAAAUAAAAAAGCAAAAGCUGGAACUGGUUAAAUGCACAAUCUUCAGAAUAGAUGUGUGCUUGCUUUGCUGGCAGACUGGUAGUUGGGCUGCAGGCAACUCUUCCUAGACAUUUGAGUGAGCUGUAUUCCCCCCACCCCCCCAUACUAGCACUUCCUUUGCCUUGCCUAAAGUUGUCAUUGCAUCAGUGAGCAGUUGGUAUUCAGUCUGGAAGAUGGGAUGUACUUUUUUAUUUUGACCAUUCAGUUGCGAAGAGGGGCUGGUCGUAUCUGUGUGUCACAGGCACACUGUGUUUCCUGACUUCAAAACACCACAUUUGCAAAGCUUAAUGUAAAGAUUUCUACUGUUAGCUUGCCUUGGGUGCUGGCCUUUAGAAGUAACUUCCCCAAAUGGGAUUGCCUGUUAUUUUCUGAGACGGUUGAGUACUUGGGGAUUAACACAAGGACAAGUGAACUACAUGCUUUGGCUUUUUCCUGUAGACAUAGUCAGCUUCUGUUUCCUAGAAUCACACCAAAUAUGAGUGUCCCAGGAGAAUAUUAUGUAAGGUUUUUAAACUUCUCAGAGAGGGCUGGGUGUAAAGAGGUUUGUGGGGGCAGUUAUUUUAAUUCAAAGUUAAAGCAUUGUAGUGUUUGCUAGUUUUACGAUGCGUCUCUCCUAGGCUUUCCUAAAUGAUUACAGAUUCAUUGCGUCCUACUCUAAAGCAAGGUUUUGGCAGGGUAGGGACUUGAACAGCCCUUCCUCACCACGGACCAAACAGGCCUUUGGGAUCAAGAAAUUCUCAGAGGACAGAAGCUGCCUCAGGACUUUGGAACUCCCAGAAGGCCAAGAAGGCACUAUUUGAGACAGUAACACCAAAGCUGCCAGUGAGGCUGUUACAUGUCACUCGUUAUGUGUGUAUGUUUGAGAUCUGUUUAUAACAACCUUCCAUCCACAAAAGCUGGUGUCCUUAUUUAAUCCACUUUAAAGGUAUAACCAUCUUGCCCUAUAUUUUCUUGCUUGUCCAGUCUAACACCAACUGGGCCAUUGAUGAAAUCCAUGCUGCAUGUCCAUUCAGGGGUUCUUAAGUCAGGUUCUCUAUGCAUAAUCUAAGAUUAAAGGAAAUAUACCAAAACAGUUUAAAACUGCUGAAUGAUUUUCCUGAAAUCUGGAAUUCCUUCCCCCAGCUCCAAGAGUCGCUUCUUUUUCUGUUGCAAAGGGAUUACAGACAAGACUGGACUGGACUGUGUAUUACUUACCUUCUGUUUUAAUACUGUGAAGACUUUUUGGCAGGGUGAAUGGAACUUCUGGUGGCACCACUAGAGCUCACUCUGCUCGUGCACUUCUGCAACCUGGCUGACCUAAAGGAAUGAGAUACUCAUAGAGGGGUCUGCACAUUAGGUUCUGAGGUAUCCGUUCCCCCAUCACCGCCAGAAGAGGACUUUUUCCUCUAUCUCAGUAAAAGAGCCAGCUUGUGGGUUGAAGACACAGAGGCAACUGUCAGGAUUCAGUCUUGUCCCUUGUGCUUGCUCACUUGGGGUUCACUAAACUUCCAAAUUGCCAUAAAGUGCUCACUAAAGGAUUUGUACUUGCUGUGUUCAUCUAAAACCUGAAGGAAAAUACAUUUUUAUUCUUUCUACUUGAGUGCAUUGUCUUUUCUUUGUAAAUGCCGUACAAUAAAACAGAUUAUUUAAUAACCCA
Messenger RNA from Chelonoidis abingdonii (Abingdon island giant tortoise), 4656 nucleotides. The record is from RefSeq and is a predicted model, not a curated record. NCBI's taxonomy places the organism in Eukaryota, Metazoa, Chordata, Testudines, Testudinidae.